Molecule: messenger RNA, 829 nt
Organism: Euleptes europaea (tarantolino)
Lineage: Eukaryota; Metazoa; Chordata; Lepidosauria; Squamata; Sphaerodactylidae
Gene: DUSP14
Product: dual specificity phosphatase 14
Exons: 1
Coding region: 1-600 (199 amino acids)
Biological process (GO): protein dephosphorylation
Cellular component (GO): cytoplasm
Molecular function (GO): MAP kinase tyrosine/serine/threonine phosphatase activity
Source: RefSeq, a predicted model, not a curated record
AUGACAUCUCGAAGACAUUCAUUACCACGAACUCUGAUGGCUCCUCGCUUGUUUUCCGAAGGGGCCCUGGGGGGCAUUGCCCAGAUCACCCCCUUCCUGUACCUCAGUAAGGGAAGCGUCGCUGCCAACCGACAGCUGCUCCUCGCUCGCGGGAUCACUUGCGUCAUCAACGCCACCAUCGAGCUCCCCAAUUACAACUUCCCCGACUUUGAAUAUGUCAAAGUGCCUGUGGCCGACAUGCCCAAUGCCCCCAUCUCGCUGUACUUUGACAGCGUGGCCAACAAGAUCCAAAGUGUGGCGCGGAAGCAUGGGGUCACCUUGGUUCACUGCGCAGCCGGAGUCAGCCGGUCGGCCACCCUCUGCAUCGCAUACCUCAUGAAAUACCAGAAUGUCUCCCUGUUCGAGGCUUACAACUGGGUGAAAUCGAGGAGGCCCGUCAUCCGUCCCAAUGUGGGAUUCUUUAGGCAACUCAUAGACUAUGAACGAGAGCUCUACGGGAGAAACACCGUGAAAAUGGUACAGACUCCCUAUGGCAUGAUGCCAGAUGUUUACACGAGGGACAGACGAUCCUUCGCACCUUACUGGGGUGGGGGGGUUUGAAGAGAAGGGAUGGGAGCAGAAGAGGACGUGAUGUUCUGAGCCCACCGGACUGGAGACCAUUUCCUUCUCUUCUCGUGAUCAUCAUCUGCUCUUUCCUUACCAGACAGCAGAACCUCGGAGGAGUUUUCAAAGCACUAAACCAGCAACCCCUGAAUUCAGGGGGGCCUUAAACCCAAAUCUUGUGGAGUUCACUUUACAGCAAGGUCUCCUUUGCAAAAAUGUACAGCUU